Messenger RNA from Elephantulus edwardii (Cape elephant shrew), 1497 nucleotides. It is a transcript of the gene GABRA6, whose product is annotated as gamma-aminobutyric acid (GABA) A receptor, alpha 6. Gene Ontology annotation, cellular component: synapse; dendrite membrane; neuron projection. Gene Ontology annotation, biological process: monoatomic ion transmembrane transport; chloride transport; synaptic transmission, GABAergic. The record is from RefSeq and is a predicted model, not a curated record. Lineage: Eukaryota; Metazoa; Chordata; Mammalia; Macroscelidea; Macroscelididae. The transcript is spliced from 9 exons. Gene Ontology annotation, molecular function: inhibitory extracellular ligand-gated monoatomic ion channel activity; benzodiazepine receptor activity; transmitter-gated monoatomic ion channel activity involved in regulation of postsynaptic membrane potential. Bases 32 to 1393 code for a protein of 453 amino acids.
AGAGUGACCUGGGCAUUUUGUUCACUGAAGGAUGGUGUCCUCUCUGCCUUGGUUCUACUUUAUUUUGUGGCUAGAUAAUGCCCUGGGGAAUCUUGAAGAUGAAGGGAAUCUUUUCUCAGAGAACAUCAGCCGUAUCCUGGACAAUCUGCUGGAAGGCUAUGAUAAUCGACUGCGGCCAGGAUUUGGAGGUGCUGUGACCGAAGUCAAAACAGAUAUAUAUGUGACCAGUUUUGGGCCCGUUUCAGAUGUGGAGAUGGAGUAUACAAUGGAUGUUUUCUUUCGCCAAACAUGGACCGAUGAGAGGUUGAAGUUUGGGGGACCAAGUGAGAUUUUGAGCUUGAAUAACUUGAUGGUCAGUAAAAUCUGGACACCGGAUACAUUUUUCAGGAAUGGUAAAAAGUCAAUUGCUCAUAACAUGACGACCCCUAAUAGACUCUUCAGAAUAAUGCAGAAUGGGACGAUUCUUUAUACCAUGAGGCUGACCAUUAAUGCUGACUGUCCCAUGAGGCUGGUGAACUUUCCAAUGGACGGGCAUGCUUGUCCACUAAAGUUUGGCAGCUAUGCUUAUCCGAAAAGUGAAAUCAUAUAUACAUGGAAAAAGGGACCACUUUACUCAGUGGAAGUGCCAGAAGAAUCUUCAAGUCUCCUUCAGUAUGAUCUGAUUGGGCAAACAGUAUCUAGUGAAACAAUUAAAUCGAACACAGGUGAAUAUGUAAUAAUGACAGUUUAUUUCCACUUGCAAAGGAAGAUGGGAUACUUCAUGAUACAAAUAUAUACUCCUUGCAUUAUGACAGUCAUUCUUUCUCAAGUUUCUUUCUGGAUUAAUAAGGAGUCUGUCCCAGCAAGGACUGUCUUUGGAAUUACUACCGUUUUGACCAUGACCACUUUAAGCAUUAGUGCCCGGCACUCCUUACCGAAGGUGUCCUAUGCCACAGCCAUGGAUUGGUUCAUAGCGGUUUGCUUUGCUUUUGUCUUCUCUGCUCUGAUCGAGUUUGCAGCUGUUAACUACUUUACCAAUCUUCAGACACAGAAGGCCCACAGGAAGGCACAGAUUGCAGCUGCAUCCCCAGUGACAAUAUCAAAAGCAACGGAACCCUUGGAAGCAGAAAUUAUUUUGCAUUCAGAUUCCAAGUACCAUCUGAAGAAGAGGAUCACUUCCUUGACGUUGCCUAUUGUUCCAGCCCCUGAGGCCAGCAAAGUCCUUACUAGAGGGCCUGUUUUACAACCUACUCCUACCACACCUCCAGCCCUCUCUCCAGCUGUUGGUGGCACUAGUAAAAUUGACCAGUAUUCCCGAAUUCUCUUCCCAGUUGCAUUUGCUGGUUUCAACCUUGUAUACUGGAUAGUUUAUCUUUCCAAAGACACAAUGGAAGUGAGUAGCAGUGUAGAAUAGUUAGCAGAUAAGAUAACUUAUAUAUACACUCUCUUUCUUGCUAUUUGAAAAGAUAGCAUUGGAACAAAUGUGGAUACUUUUCAAACAUAAAAUAAAAGUGGAAA